AACGCGCGUGCGCCGUAGCUUGAGUUUGGCGCGGGAUCCCAUCCGGAAGUUUAGUGUAGGAGCUGCUCGCUGCUGUUGUCCCCGCUCGUCUCAUUGUCUCACGUCAGGUUUUCACCACUUUAACACAAGGAGACAACAUGUUUAACCAGGGAGGAUACAGUGAGUCCAGUGUGGGCGGAGGUUACACUCAGUCCCCGGGAGGCUUCGCAUCACCUUCUAUGUCCCAGGGGGGAGACAAGAAGAGAACUCGAGCAAAUCAGAUAAUCCCCUGCACAGUGUCUCAGCUGAUGUCUGCUGCCCAGGCAGAGGAAUCGUUCAGAGUGGGAGAUGUGGAAGUGGCCCAGGUUACCUUCGUGGGUGUCAUCAGGAGCACGGACAAAUCCAUGACCAACAUCCAGUACAAGGUCGAUGACAUGACGGGCGCUCCCAUGGACGUGAAGCAGUGGGUCGACACAGAGGAUCCUGGUGUGGACAGCACGGUGCUGCCCCCGGGCACGUACGUCAAAGUUUCUGGAAAUCUGCGCUCCUUUCAGAACAACAGGUCUGUUGUGGCGUUCAGCGUCAGACCCCUGGAGGACAUGAAUGAAAUCACAUCGCACAUGUUGGAGGUUGUCCAAGCACACAUGGCGCUCAGCAAACCUCAGAGCACGGGUUCCGGAGGAGGAAUGAGCAGUAGCAUCACACCCAUGAUGAAGCCGGACAUGGGCAACAAGGGGACCAUGGGAGGAAUGGGCGGGAGCUACUCUGGUGCUACCGACUUGACUAAGAACGGGUUGAGCGGGAAUCAGAAUCAGGUGCUGAGUUUGAUAAGAAGCUGCCCAGAACCGCAGGGUAUCAGCAUCCAGGACCUGAAGCAGAGACUCAGUGGUAUAAGUCUGACUGUUAUCAAGCAAGCAGUGGAAUUUCUUAGCAAUGAAGGUCACAUCUUUUCCACCAUCGACGAAGACCAUUUCAAAUCGACAGACAGUGACGAUUAGACGCCUCCCCCUCACAGCCGUGGGGGUCACCUGAUAUCUGUUCGGUGGAAACACGUGGUUUCACCUUUAGUUUACACAUUCUUUAUUCACUAAGUUGCUUCUGCUAAUUUGCAAGUCCCAAAAAGAUUUUCAAGCAGUUAAUAAAUAUUUGCCCCCCCCCCCCCCCCCGGUGUCCACUGUAAAGAGUUUUGUAAUUUUAAAGCCUGGAAACAUAACUACUUGAUUUAUUUUUGUCUGUGUAAUUUUUGACAAUAUUAAAAGAUUAUACAAAAUA
Messenger RNA from Pleuronectes platessa (European plaice), 1251 nucleotides. RefSeq names its product replication protein A2 (gene rpa2). The record is from RefSeq and is a predicted model, not a curated record. Bases 138 to 977 code for a protein of 279 amino acids. Gene Ontology annotation, cellular component: site of double-strand break; nucleus; chromosome, telomeric region. Gene Ontology annotation, biological process: double-strand break repair via homologous recombination; nucleotide-excision repair; DNA replication. Gene Ontology annotation, molecular function: DNA binding. The transcript has 9 exons. NCBI's taxonomy places the organism in Eukaryota, Metazoa, Chordata, Actinopteri, Pleuronectiformes, Pleuronectidae.